AUGAACUUGAAUGGAUUGAGAAAAGGAUACUGGGAAGUCUUGGAUAAGCAAGCUAGUGUUGAUUCAGUAUCUUCACAUGAAGAAACCCCAAAGGGUUUGAAUCAGAUAUCAAAUCCAGAACAUCGUGUCCUUCCUUCGCCCAAGGGCAAAGAAAACAAAAUUGGAGAAACUGGCGCCGCUGACCUCAAAUCAGAUCAAAAUGGCGACAAGACAAUUAAGAAUACGAGAAAGAAUAAGAAAAAGUCAAAAGGCAGCAAGUCACAAGUAGAUGAUGAUUGGACGUUUUUGGAAGAACUGGACCAAGAGCGAAACGCCAAAACACCACCUAAAAAGCGGCUGGGAGGCGUCGAGCUGACGGAUGAGAAGAAGGGUCAAGGCAAAGGAGGGUCUACCAGUGAGGAAAUCAAGAGGAUGUCUGAGGCAGAGCGCGACGAAUUUAUCAAUGGCCCUGUUUCGCAAGCAUUGAGCAAGGCCUUCAUACCUUCCAUGAAAAACUCAGAAGAUCACAUUUAUCCAGGCUUACCACGACCAAAGAGCCGGCGCAAACCAACAACAAAUGAAGCUCUUGAAAAGCAGCUUGAAGAUUGGAAAUCAUAUGUGAACAUGUGGAAAGUUUUGGGCUUAGAUUUGGACUUGAUGGACAGCAUAUCAAGGCACAUGAAAAUUGAUGUCAAAACAGAUCAUUUACCUUUGUCGGUUUUGGGUGAUUAUACGUACGAAGUGCUCAGGGACGUAUGGCACACGCCUGAAGCAAGGGUACAAUUUCUAGCCAAUUUCCAAUGGUGGAUGAAAGAUAUCUUAAGCCAAGAUGAAUUUCACCGAAGGAUUAAAACCUUGGUCCAGCAAGUUUCUGAACGCACAAUUGUUGAGAAUUGGAAGUUGAUCAGCAAGCACCUCGUUGAAAAGAAUUCACUCAAGAAGUUUCAAGUUGAAAGGAUACAGAAAUUCUACAACCUUGCGAAUGAAUUUCCGAAACCAUCUACAGUUUCCCAACUGCAGGAAGAAAACCUGACCUGA
Messenger RNA from Puccinia triticina, 1017 nucleotides. RefSeq lists its product as uncharacterized. The record is from RefSeq and is a predicted model, not a curated record. The coding region runs from base 1 to 1017 and encodes 338 amino acids. The transcript is spliced from 6 exons. Lineage: Eukaryota; Fungi; Basidiomycota; Pucciniomycetes; Pucciniales; Pucciniaceae.